Racocetra fulgida is the source of this 284-nucleotide messenger RNA. NCBI's taxonomy places the organism in Eukaryota, Fungi, Glomeromycota, Glomeromycetes, Diversisporales, Gigasporaceae. The record is from the annotation of a GenBank genome assembly.
AAAAUGAGUUAAAUCAACUACGGCAGAGUGUUCAAGAACAAGAAAAUUCACUCCUCAAUCUAAAUUCAACCCUUCAAGAAAAACUCAAACUUCAACAAAAUGCUUUACAGCAGUCUGAUGAACUGUCAGAGCAAAUGGCAACCUCAUUUUUGAGUGGUGAAUUGGAAACAGAUCAAUUUAUAAAACAUUUUAGAGAAAUAAGAAAAGUUUUUCAUUUGAGAAAUGCAAAGGUGGAAAUUGUUAAAAAUAAACCCGGAAUCUUGGAUGAGAUGGAUGGCAGUGGU